This is a messenger RNA of Zootoca vivipara (common lizard), 1184 nucleotides long. Lineage: Eukaryota; Metazoa; Chordata; Lepidosauria; Squamata; Lacertidae. The record is from RefSeq and is a predicted model, not a curated record.
GUUGCUGAUAGCAAGUGCUUGGAAAAGUGGGGCUAAUGCCUGUACAGUACUAUUACAUAGUAUAACUUGCAGGAAGUAAUAUCAAAAUUAAUGGGAAAGAAUAUAAAAAUCUAUUAAAUAAAAUUUCUCAUAAUACCAAAAGUAAAACUGGAUAAGAGAGAUUAAUGCCUUUCUCAUGCAUUAUCAAUUCAGCUAAUACUGUAAUUAAUUUUUUAUUUUAACAGGUAACUUCAUCUAGAAAAAUGAAACAUAAUCAGAGCUGCUGUCAGACACCUCCCAGUGUCACUGUUCGUAUAAAAUCAAGUGCAUCCAGAUCAUAUCAACAAAAAAAAGCUCUUAUUCUUAAACGACCAAAGUUUCAAGAUAGCCAGGAGACCUAUGGGGGAAACAAUAAUAAUAAGUCAAAACGGCCAAAAGGUUCACGUCUUGUAAUUCAGCGUCAGGAAAUGACAGCUUUCUUUAAGCUAUUUGAUGAUGACUUAAUUCAAGAUUUCUUGUGGAUGGAUUGUUGCUGUAAAAUUUCAGACAAGUACCUUUUGGCAAUGACUUUUGUUUAUUUCAAGCGGGCUGGCUACAGUAUAAAUGAACACACCAGGCUAAAUUUCUUUGUAGCUCUGUACCUGGCAAAUACAGUUGAAGAAGAUGAUGAAGAGUCAAAAUAUGAGAUAUUCCCAUGGGCUUUAGGGAAAUCCUGGAGAAAGCUUUUCCCCGAUUUCUUAAUUCGAAGGGAUGAACUCUGGAGCAAGAUGGAUUAUAGGGCUAUUGUAAGCAGACGCUGCUGUGAGGAGGUAAUGGCUAUAGCUUCGACACAUUAUAUAUGGCAGCGGGAGCGUUCUAUUCAUCAUAGUGGAGCUACAAGAAACAAUAGCAGAGAUGGAGUACAGUUUCCUCGAGGACCUAAUGCCACACCUACAGACUGUUUGCUUUGUGGGAAAAAGACAAGAUAUAUACGGCUGGGAUUAUCCUCCUCUUCCUCCAAUGGCACACUGGAAAUGAUGGAACAACAUAUACCUCAGGGAUUGCAGGACUCUCUUCCAGCUGAUAAAAUACCUGAGCCAUCUCUGCACUGUUAUUCACAAGGUAAGGUAUGGUAUGAUUGCAAACAUCUAUCCAACAAAGGAAGAAAAAGUAGCUGCACAUGUCAAGAUAAAGCCAUGGCCUGGUUUACUGGAAAUGAAGAAUAA